Messenger RNA from Glycine soja, 1001 nucleotides. RefSeq lists its product as uncharacterized. Bases 212 to 637 code for a protein of 141 amino acids. The transcript has 3 exons. The record is from RefSeq and is a predicted model, not a curated record. Lineage: Eukaryota; Viridiplantae; Streptophyta; Magnoliopsida; Fabales; Fabaceae.
AUUGCAUUUUGUUGUGUGAUGUGCCUAUGUUUGAGUUAGGUUUUUUAUUUCUUAAUAUAUGACAUUGUUUGUGGUUUCUGAUUGUGUAGAACAGAUGUCAAGAUAACUUUAAUAUUGCACCAUGGAUGAAGAUUCACUCCACGUGAGUGAUGGAAAGGUUGAAUAUAUAGGCUGAGAAUUUGACGUUUGGGAGGAUAUAUCUGCAUAUUACAUGAACACAUUUAUCCUAUGUGAUCUGGUGCAAGCAUGUAAGAAGUAUGGCAGGAUAGGAGAUUUUUUUUGGUUGAUUGAUAAGGACUUAGAUUUUAAUCAUGGGUUAAGGAGUUGUACAACAGAUGGAGAUAUAUUAUACUUAGUGAAGGAUGCUUUGGAAAAUGAGAAUGAGAUAAACGUUUAUUUUCAUCAUGAAGUAGAUCCAAUUCCAGAAGAAGUCCCACUGAUGUUGGACUUGAAAUGUCAUCCAAUUCCAGAAGCUAGUAAUGAGGAUGAUUUAGAUGAUGUACCUGUUGUUGACCAUGAGGAAGUCACCAUUGAUGCAAAUGUUGGUGGUGGAGAGAAAGGUAUUAAUGUGGAUGUUGGUGGUGGUGAAGAGAAAGAUGUUGGUAAUCCUGAUGAUGAAUAUGACAAUGAUGAGUGAUAUAUUUUGUUCAUGGUCCUUGCACCUAUUGUUGAUGUUCCACCAAUAGCAAGGUAUAAGCUAAACAUGAGAAGACCUAAACAAAAGAACAUUCCAGACACUUUAAUAGUAGACGUGCCUGUUGUGGAUGACCCACCAUCAACAUCCUUACUUUUCAUGCCAACACCAAGGUUCACUAGAAGGAAGGUUGCUGAUAAAGAUCCAGUAUAAAAAUGAAGAAAAGUGAAGACCCAUUUCUUGUUUUAUUUUGUUAUUAGGAUGUGUAGUUGGAUAUGACUAAUUUAUAUUCAGUAGGUACUAGUUUAUGUUAUGUACUUUGGUACUUUAAAUUUGAAAGCUUGAACGAUAUAAACAUUAUGGUACU